Symbiodinium sp. CCMP2592 is the source of this 843-nucleotide messenger RNA. The record is from the annotation of a GenBank genome assembly. Lineage: Eukaryota; Dinophyceae; Suessiales; Symbiodiniaceae.
AUGCGGUGGGAUGAGAUUUCCUGGUUACUGCAUAUCUCCGAGACUGCCACCGGAUAUACCGAGAACACCGGUAUGUGCAGUGAGACACUCAUCGGCCAAAACUUGCCCGGAGCUGCAGAACACGACAACGUCCAAGUGCCCUGGGGCCACGAGAACUGCUUGGGUGUGCAGCUGACUGAGGAGGAGAUCUUGAGUCGGUGCUUGACACCACAGUCUCAGCGAACUCCCAGUCGAGCCAUUUGGCUGGUUGGGGAUUCUCACUCCUUUGGCCUUGUGCCGUGCAUUACUCCGAGUGCGAAUGCAGCUGGCCUCAAUGUUUACAACUACAGCUGGCCGGCACACCAUGCGUGCGACUUCGAGUGGUCGAAGGUCCUGAAUGCUCUCGACGAGGUUGUCAACCCCGACGACAUUGUAGCCUUUUCGGCCUGCUUCUACUGCAUGCAAUGGUGCCUGCCACAUUACGAAGAGUUGAUCAUUCGCCUCAAGGCCUUCACUCAGGUCAGAAACGCAAGAUUGCUCCUUUUCAAGGACGUCCCUCUUCUGAACGACGAUUCCUUGAAUUGUGCUAACUCCGACCCCUGGAAGCAAAGCCAAUGCUCGAUUUCAGUGCCCCAAGCACUUGCAGACGUCGAGGACACCAAAAAGAUGCUUUCGGCGUAUGCAUCUUCCUAUGACAUGAUCGACCUCUUCUCACCCAUGUGCGCCAACGGCAUCUGUGAUAUUUGGGUUCCUGGCACAUCGGCAGUUGCCUAUGUGGAUUCGCAUCACAUCAACAUGAAUGGCUGCCACUAUUUGGCACCCUUCAUCUGCGCAGAGAUGCGCAAGCUUGGCUUCUAUCCUUGA